AAAAACAACAACAAACCGUAGCUUAAACUGCAAAAACUAAGCCAAAAAACAAUUCUCGUGGCACAAUUUGAUAUUUAGAUAAAUUAAAUAAUUUUAGCCGGCGGCAACUAACCGUGUGCGUGGUGUGCGUGUGAGUGCUAUCAUCCUCUCACUGGAAUUGCCAUAAAAUAUACAUUCGUAUAAUAAGUAGUAAUAAUAACAAUUAAAAUAGUGAAUUUCAAUAAUCCGGAAAUGGCCAUCGGAAUGCGACGACUAAUUGGAUUUAUGCUGAAUUUGGCAGCACUAACAGCUGUCGUCUUGGGCAAUCACCAUGAGAGCCUUUCGCUGAGUCCGGCGGAUCACAGUGUGGUGCGUUACACAAACGAAUCGCUCAUCGUCCAGUGCCGGAGUCCCAAUCCGGAUGUGAGGCUCCAGUGGAAAUCGCCGCGAGGCGAAAUUAUACGCGAGAACAAAGGACGCAUUCACUUUGAGCAAACAUCGCCAGAACAAUUGAAAAUCGUUUUCGCCCACAUCGCACUGGCCGACAAGGGCAAUUGGACCUGCGAAGCUGCUGAGGGCGGUCUGCAUAGUAAAUCCUUCGAUUUGAUUGUGUACCAGAAAAUUACGUUCACGGAAAAUGCCACCGUGAUGACCGUUAAGGAGGGCGACAAGGCCACCAUCCUGUGCGAGGUGAAAGGCGAGCCCCAACCGAAUGUCACCUGGCACUUCAACGGACAGCCCAUCAGUGCCGGAGCGGCCGAUGACUCCAAGUUCCGCAUCCUGGCCGAUGGUUUGCUCAUCAACAAGGUAACACAGAAUGACACCGGCGAGUACGCGUGCCGGGCAUACCAAGUCAACUCCAUCGCCUCCGAUAUGCAGGAGCGCACCGUUUUGAUGAAAAUCGAACAUAAGCCCAUUUGGUCACCAUCGCCAUUUGUGAGCUUGAAGUUCGCUUAUAUUAAUGGCACUGCCACGAUCCUGUGCGAGGUUUUGGCAGAGCCACCGGCCAACUUCUCGUGGCACCGGAAACAGAAGCAUCUGCACAGCAACCAGAAGCUGUACACCAUCGAGACGGAUAACUACUGGUCCCGGCUCACCAUUCGCGUGGUAAAUGCCAGUGCCUUUGACAACUAUAGGUGCCGGGCCUGGAAUGGUCUGGGCAGCAUCGAGAGAACCACACGGCUGGAGCAGGGCGAGAAGCCGCCGGCACCCAGCAACUUCAAACUGCGUGGCUACAACUCGAACACCUUUGAUGUGGUCCUCAGUGCACCGCGCGGCAAGGAGGAGCGUGGCCUAAUGGAGGUCAAUGGAUUCCGCAUCGAGUAUAUGACCGAAAUGGAGUUCAAGACGGACGCGGGCAAGUGGACCAAUGCCAAGAGGAAGGACUAUCCCUUCGAAGAAGGUGCAACCUUCUUGCUUACCAAUCUGGAGCCGGACACCGAUUACCUGGUGAGGGCCGCGUCUCGCAACCUGGCUGGUUUCAGUGACUGGACCCGGGUGGAGAAGUACAGGACACUGUCCCUAGAGCCUCGUGCCUCUGCGGGAGUCCUGCAGCCAGUGUUGAUCCUGAUCCUGGCCUUAGUAUCCCUAUGCCAGCUGUUGCGUCCAAGCCUUGUGUGAAUCUAAAUCUGCGGGCGGAUGAAGGAUAACGGAUAAUGGAUGCUGGAUAAACAGGACGAUGCAGGACCUUUGCCCCAAUGUGCUUUGUAUAGCUUUAAGGCGUGUCCCCAAGGGGACACUACUUUUUCUGUCUGAUUUGCUUGGUCGGGUUAACUCUUAAGUUCAAUGCGUUGCUAUAUAAAAACCUAAAACAGUUUUACGAUUAAGUUUAGUUCGGGUUUCUGUUUAGCUUGGCGAGAUAUUUAUGAAGAGAGCAUAUAGGAUUAUUUAUACAUACAUAUAUAUAUUUAAACAAAUCCUCAUAGCGUUUAAAAGAAGUAAAAGGUUCUACUCUAGAUUGCAAAGAUAAUUAUUCAAAUUGAAAGUUUUACUCAACUUUUCCUGCACUCUGUGCAAAUUCCUAAUGAGUUCGCUUUAGUUUCCCUUGCUGAGAUUGAGCCUUGAAUCUUAAUAGAGAUUUUGUUGCCAAAUCUUUAAGAUAUAUAUAUAAUCACACAGUUGCCAAAAUAAAAAUGAUUAAAUAUAAACAAACUUUCGCUCUGAAAGAGCAAAUAACUAAGCCGUAACCAUUUUUCCCUUUAAUCAUCACUCAAUAAACGAUACUAAAAACCCCUCUAAAAAACAAUAAAUAAAUACACAUAAAGGAGCUUAACGAGAGCAUUUGAAAUUGUAAAUUACAUUUAAUCUUUUUUAAAAACCAGAAAAGCCAAACCAAACGUUUCCACGUGUAAAUUUCCAGGAAAACAAAACCAAAAAUGAUAACAUUUGUACGUAAAAGUAAGCAUAACCCAUUAGCCACAAAAGCAACCAAAAAGAAACAAAAAUACAGACAUAUUUUACAACAAAAAACACAAACCAUUUUUAGGGAAAAUGGUAAACAUAUUUUGUAAACCGAA
Messenger RNA from Drosophila serrata, 2495 nucleotides. RefSeq names its product factor of interpulse interval (gene fipi). NCBI's taxonomy places the organism in Eukaryota, Metazoa, Arthropoda, Insecta, Diptera, Drosophilidae. Gene Ontology annotation, cellular component: neuron projection. Gene Ontology annotation, molecular function: protein binding. The record is from RefSeq and is a predicted model, not a curated record.